UUUCAACAUCACUCAUCCUUUCUGUCCUCUUCCCACUCUACCAUGAGCGACGUAACCCCCCUAAAGCUCCCAUGGGAUUUACCUUACCCCAUUACGUUCACUCGCAUCUCAGUGGACAAGGGGUCACAGGUCCGCCGCGGCGACAGGCUGCUCGAGUACUCCUUCAUGUCGGCCACUCGCCGAAGGGACCUGGAGCUGAAGCAACGCGCGGGCCAGGAGAUUCCCGAGAGUCUGCGUGGGAACGACAUGGUCGGGACUUGGGAGUCGCCCAUCGACGGCGAGGUCAAACGGUGGGAGCCAUCCGUCAAGCCUGGGGCAUUGUUUGAACGGCGUCAAGCGAGCAAGCCCAUUGUAAAGAUAGAGCAGCCUUGCACCCACCCGGUUCAGUUCAAUGGCAUGUGCGGGCUGUGUGGAGCCAACCUCGACAACGAUGACUACCUGUCAAGACCAGAGAAUGAGGCUGGACCAUCACGCUACCCUGGCAGCUUUGAGAUGGCUCACGACGCAUCCGGCGUGACGGUUUCAGCUACCGAAGCCAAGCGGCUCGAGACGCAAUCGCGCGAUGAGCUUCUUAGGUCGAAGAAGCUCUCGCUUAUCGUUGACCUCGACCAGACAAUCAUUCACACCACGGUCGACCCUACUGUUGGCGAGUGGUUGGACGAGUGCGCUGAGGACGCCAAAGCAGAAGCCUCGAAGGCGGCCAAUGAAGCACAGCGCCAGGGCAAGUACAACAGCGAUACUCGGGGCGAGCAGGGCGAGGAAGGAGGCGAGGAAGGAGGCGAGAUGAAGGAACAAGAAUCAGCUGCGGGCAAGGAUGGAGACGGCGACGAUGUGAUGAAGGGUGAGGGCGACGGUGUGGCCGGCGAUGAGGCCGAACCCAAAUCAACGACUCCGCCGGGGUCACCCAGACCUAAGCGGGAGCCUAACCCGAAUGCUGAGGCUCUCAAAGAUGUCGCGCGCUUCCAACUAGCGGAGGACUUGCCCCCUGGCAAGAUGCGAGGACGAGGACAGGCUCCAUCUCGUUGGUACUACACCAAGCCUCGGCCUGGCUUGACAGAGUUCCUCGCCGACCUCUCCAAGCUGUACGAGAUGCACGUCUACACGAUGGGCACACGAACGUACGCCGACGCAAUCUGCAAAAUCAUAGACCCGGAUGGCAAGAUAUUCGGCGGACGAAUCCUCAGCCGUGACGAAAGUGGCAGCAUGAGCUCUAAGAACUUGAUGCGUCUGUUCCCGACUGACCAGAGCAUGGUUGUUAUUAUCGACGACCGUUCGGACGUCUGGGGAGACAGUCCGAACCUCGUGAAAGUUGUGCCCUAUGACUUCUUCAUCGGCAUCGGUGACAUCAAUGGCUCGUUCCUACCACCUACGCAGCCUGUUAUCACAAUGCCUCCCGGUCAAGCUCCAACUCCUGGCUCUGACGGAGCAUCAUCUAUUGCUUCAACACCACCACCCACUACGCCGAGCGACAUUCCCAGCACCGAGGACGGUUUGAUGCUCCAAUCCAAACUCCUGGACGAGAUGACCGAAGCACGCCCGCUUGCCAAGCUGGAGCGUGAGAACGAAGAAAAGGAUGACGAGUGCACCGACGAGGUCAAGGCGGGUGACGAAACUGCGCAGAACAAUGAGGUGCUGCCAUCCGAGGAGGAAGGGAAAAACGCCACGCAGUCCCCGGAUAACGAGCAAGACAAGGGCCAACAGGGACCGCAUGUCUUGCAUCUUCGGCAUCCCCAUCAUCGCAAAGCACUUCUAAAUCCGAACGACUACGAGCUCGACCGUGUUGGUGGCAUUCUGCGUACCAUCCACGCGCAGUAUUACGAUGCGUACGAUCGCCGCAACCCCUCGUCCGACUCGCUGCCCAUGCAGUGCGACGUGCCGCUCAUCAUACAAGAACUCAAGGAUCAGGUCCUGCAGGGUUGUGUGAUUGGAUUCACGGGCGUGAUCCCCAUCCAUGCGCCGCCCGAAGAGGCCGAGAUCUGGAAGCUCGCGGAGACAUUCGGCGCGCAUUGCGUCAGAGACCUCCGGCCCGAUAUGACACACCUCGUCACAGCCAACCUCCAGACGAAGAAGAUGCACGACGCGGGGCGGAUGCCCAACUUGAAGAUCGUGUGGCUCGCCUGGCUGCAGAGCUGUAUCGCGCUUUGGAAGCACGAGCCAGAGGAGCCAUUCCGUGCAUCACAUCCUGCCUGGGAGCGAUCUCGAGAGGAGCGGGAACCAACCCCGCCAAACGAUCAGGAAGAAGAACGUGACUCGGAUGAGGAGUUCCUCCGCGGCGCGCAGGCGUGGGAUGAAGCGGCCGACGCUGAGUUCGAGGCGUUCUUGAACGAGAGUGACGACGAUGGAUCACUCACCGCGGGCGAAGAGGAUCGCCCAGGGCCUGAGGGCUCCAAGUCGCCCGUCUCUGUCAUUGACAACGACGAACGGCAUACGUGGUCGCGCGCAUCGACUCCCGGCCCGUCAAUAUUAUCCCGCGCGCCCUCCCCUGGCCGCGAGACGCCGAAAGGCGUCGUGUGGGCGGACGAGGAGAACCAGCCACUAGAGCGGAUACGGGAGCCCCAACCUGGCGAGCUCAUGUCGUACCCGCCGCGGAAGAAGCGCAAGAUUCUGAUGCUCACGGCGCCAACUGGCGACGACGACGUGCCCGACGCCAACAAACUCGAGUUCUCUGGCAAGAUGGACUGGUCGAAUGGCGACGCCGAGUCGUCGACCGCCCCAGCUCGCGCAGGCUCAGAGCCCGCCAGCGAGUUCGAUGAUGACGAGUUCGCCAAGAUGCUCGAGGACGAACUCGCUGACUAGCAGUAGUCUUGCCGCGAUGGCGCGCUUGGCGAUCUCAGACGCGUAGGUGUCUGUAUGCAUGCAUAAACUAGUCUAG
Messenger RNA from Cutaneotrichosporon oleaginosum, 2872 nucleotides. RefSeq lists its product as uncharacterized. Gene Ontology annotation, molecular function: RNA polymerase II CTD heptapeptide repeat phosphatase activity. NCBI's taxonomy places the organism in Eukaryota, Fungi, Basidiomycota, Tremellomycetes, Trichosporonales, Trichosporonaceae. Gene Ontology annotation, cellular component: nucleus. The record is from RefSeq and is a predicted model, not a curated record.